Capsella rubella is the source of this 866-nucleotide messenger RNA. RefSeq names its product serine/threonine-protein kinase PAK 6. The record is from RefSeq and is a predicted model, not a curated record. NCBI's taxonomy places the organism in Eukaryota, Viridiplantae, Streptophyta, Magnoliopsida, Brassicales, Brassicaceae. The transcript is spliced from 2 exons. Gene Ontology annotation, biological process: protein phosphorylation. Gene Ontology annotation, molecular function: ATP binding; protein kinase activity.
AUGUCGUCCCGUACUUCGUGGAUGUUGGAGGAGACCACCUUACCAAAACUUGGCUGUCUCGGCCAAGGCUAGCAUGGCUACAUCUCUCUCGUUCGAACCCCUGAUGAUGUACUCAUGGCUAAGAAAACAUCUCACCGCAAAUACUCAGAGAAUCUGGAGAAAGAGCGAAGGAUCUUACUUCACUUCAACUCCAUCAAUUUCAACAUCGUAAGACCCACAAGCCCUAUCAUCUAUUACGAAACCUUGCCCGUCAAUGCCAAGGUGUGCUCUAUUUACAUGGAAGUCGCACAACAUGGUUCACUCAAAGACAUGAUAAUCAAAGCCGAGAACAUACUCAUCUUCCGUACCUUCACUCAUGGAGAGCUUUGUCAACUCAAACUUGCUGAUUUCGGUUUAGCCAAGGAGCCUAAUGGGCCUAGACCAUUGGAUGGGUCUCUGUUCGCGGGAAAUCAGGCGUAUUUGGCUCCAGAAGGGGUCGGGCCACGUAGAGUGAUCUCGUCCGCGCUUGAUAUAUGGUCUCUAGGUGUAAUGGUGAUUGAGAUGUUGGGGGCUAUUGUAGGAGGAAGAAGUGAUUACUUGUCGGAGACUCUAUCACCGAUGGCUUGGGACUUUGUGAAGAAGUGCAGAGUGCAUGAUCCGGAGGCUAGAGCCACUGCGGAGGAGCUGCUGAGCCAUCCCUUUGUUAUGCAAAGUCUUGGAGUUCCACCGUUUGAGCUGCUUCCGGUUCCUCCUUGCUUAAGUGACGGAGAGAUUCAAGGAAGGUUUUACUAGAGAGAAAGCGGAAGAUCCACAUGUGAGACUGAUGGUGGAGAAUUAUCCUGUUGCUGUUAUUGUUUUCUUGAUGCAAAAACUUAUUAUGAUUUACU